CCGUGUCAUUAAUAAAAUUAAAUAAAUUACGUCAUUAAUUUAACGUCUCCUCUUCCGAUAAAAGAUGUGGCAUAGUCUGUGGGUUUUAAUUUUUGUAGUCUUUAUUUAUUUAGUUAAGAAAAUAGUGCAAAGUGAGCCGAAUAAAAUUCAAUUUCAUUUUAAGUUUUUUAUAUUUUACUUCGCCGGAAGUCUUUUGGCUGCUUUUAUUUGGCCAUACUUUCUUCUGGAUCCAAAAAAUGUUAAAAAUGCAAAGUUGGGAGCUGGCCUGCUUAAACAUAUAUCAAAGGUGUACGGCCUGAAAUGGGAGCUACGGAGAGAAGAUAUUUUAUCAGAAGAUCGAGGAGCCAUCAUUGUCUCGAACCAUCAAUCAUCUCUAGACAUAUUAGGGCUUUUUAACAUCUGGCAUAUAGCAGAUAAAUUAACGGCCAUCGCAAAAAAAGAAAUCUUCUACGUAUGGCCAUUUGGUUUAGCAGCUUACCUCGGAGGUGUUGUAUUUAUAGAUAGGAAAAAUUCAAAGGGGGCAUAUAAACAAUUAGAAGUUACAGCAGAAGCAAUGAACAAGAAGAUAAAAAUAUGGCUGUUCCCAGAAGGAACCCGGAACAAAGAUUACACAAAACUUUUACCCUUCAAAAAGGGUGCAUUUGCGAUGGCGAUCGCUUCACAAAAACCUGUCAUACCUGUUGUAUUUUCUCCAUACUACUUCAUAAAUAGAAAGAAAUAUAUAUUUAAUAGAGGUCACGUUAUUAUUCAAUGCCUUGAACCCAUAUCAACGAAAGGAAUGACGAUGAAUGAUGUGUCAACUUUAACGGAAAGGGUCCAUGAAAUAAUGGAAAAGACUUACAAGGAUCUCAGUAAUGAAGUUUUUAGUGCUCUACCACAUGACUAUACACAUACACUAGUAGGCUACAUGUGGGACAAAAUAAUUUACGCAUUUGUUAUAAUGCUUGCUACUUAUAUACUCAAGCAACUAUUUUCGGAAACGCCAAAUAAUAUUAAGUUUCAAUCGAAGUUUCUCGUAUUUUACAUUUGGACUUCCUUCGUGGCAUUAUUUACCUUACCUUUUUUUGUAUUUCGACCAAAAAACGUGAAGAACUCACUAUGUGGAGCCCAAAUCGUUAAGCAUGUAACCAAAUUAAUUGAGGUCAAAUGGCAUUUAAGGAAUGGUAGGAUAUUGGCUGAAGAUAGGGGAGCAGUUAUCAUAUCAAAUCACCAAUCUUCUCUAGACAUUUUAGGCUUGUUUAAUGUAUGGCAUGUAGCAGUAAAAGUUGCAGCAAUUGCAAGAAAAGAACUCUUUUAUAUCUGGCCCUUCGGUCUUGCUGCAUAUUUAGCUGGAGUUGUAUUUAUUGACAGGAAUAGCACCAAGGAUGCGUACAAACAACUUAAGAUUACGUCAGAUGUGAUGAUAAAAAAUAAGACAAAAAUAUGGAUAUUUCCCGAAGGAACGCGGAACAAGGAUUUUACGAAGUUACUGCCAUUUAAAAAAGGCGGUUUCAAUAUAGCAGUUGCAGCUCAGGUGCCAAUCAUUCCAGUUGUCAUAUCACCAUACUACUUUAUUAACAGAAAGAAAAAUAUUUUUAGCAAAGGUCACGCCAUAAUCCAAUGCCUAGAACCGGUGCCUACGAAAGGUCUAACAAUGGAAGAUGUACCGGAAUUAAUAACAAAAGUGAGGAAUAUCAUGGAAAUUGCAUACAAGGAGUUAUCAAAGGAAGUCAUUAGUGCCUUACCGCCUAACUAUCCCUUAGAAACUGAGGACUGAAAAACCCGUACUGAAAUUAAGAUGUUAAAAUUCCAUUUAUACCAUAGAUACUGCGGAGUAAGAAUGUUCCAAUUUGAUUUUUCUCAUAAAAAUUACCCAAACACCCGUGCCUCAGGCGAACACAAAGCUUGUUCAAAUUAAAAGUUACGAAAAUAACUCCCACAGACAUACUUUUUGCUUACUUAGUCUCAACAACUACACUUUAGUCAUUAGUUAUAUUUUUAUUUUUUGGUUAAGAAAAUACAUUCAUUGUGUCUGCACUAUCCAUUGCAAAUAAUCCGAAGUGGCCGUGUCGAUCUGUAGAAUAAUGACUCAAGCAAAAGUCCCUUUGCAAUACAUUCAUCCAAGUUAUGCAAUUUCUGAACUAAAUAACACCAACUGAAUGAACUGAAUCUAAACGCAAGCGCAAGAAUAGUCAAUGAAUCUUGUGCAAUAAUCAUAAUUUUAGUAAUGUUGCCAUUUAUUUUAAGGCUUUAUAUAAUUUAGGCAUGUUUAGUUUCUAAGGCUAAGUCAUUCCAAUCGAAUAUUUGGAUUUAUAAGACAAAAAUGCUCAUUUUAAAUUAGUUUUGUUAUACUCCUAAAAUUAUCAAAGAGUCACAAUUUGAGGUUGAUCCAUGAGGCUAAUAUUAUU
Messenger RNA from Pieris napi, 2387 nucleotides. RefSeq lists its product as uncharacterized. The transcript has 11 exons. The record is from RefSeq and is a predicted model, not a curated record. Bases 65 to 1756 code for a protein of 563 amino acids. Gene Ontology annotation, molecular function: 1-acylglycerol-3-phosphate O-acyltransferase activity. Gene Ontology annotation, cellular component: membrane; endoplasmic reticulum. Lineage: Eukaryota; Metazoa; Arthropoda; Insecta; Lepidoptera; Pieridae. Gene Ontology annotation, biological process: phosphatidic acid biosynthetic process.